Molecule: messenger RNA, 2601 nt
Organism: Encephalitozoon intestinalis ATCC 50506
Lineage: Eukaryota; Fungi; Microsporidia; Unikaryonidae
Exons: 1
Coding region: 1-2601 (866 amino acids)
Biological process (GO): tRNA methylation
Cellular component (GO): cytosol
Source: RefSeq, a predicted model, not a curated record
AUGGAUUCAAACUGGAACACAAAGGACCUUUACCUACUGGCUUUGGAAGUUUCUCAUCUUCACAAAAUUGGCUAUGGAGAGAUAAUGUCCAUGAGACUCAGAAAUGGAAUUCAAAUAUCCUGUACUCUAGAUAACGGAGAAGAGAUCGGGUUUGGGCAUUUGUGGAGGUACGAAGGAGAAGAGGCAGAGACCAGAUUCAAACUAUGUUUGGUAGAAACACAGCUGAAAAAUUCGACUGAGGGCGCUGUGGAUCAUUUACUGAUGAUUCUUCCCAACACCUCGAAAGCGAACCAGCUUACAAUAUUCAUGAUCUUCUAUAAGCUUACCACAAAAUAUAAAGUAUAUGAUAAAAGAAUCCUUCGCGAGUGUAAAGCACAUUUGCAUGCCAUUCACUUAAGGUAUCCCAUUCUAAAGACAUUGGUAGCAUAUACUCUCUUUAAAGAAGAUCUUGUUUCUGAGGAAUUUACUGAUGAAGAAAUCAUAGAAAUGAAUCUGGUAGAUCCUAGAAACUUGAAUCCAGAAAAUCCAGACGCAGUAAGACUUGUGAAAAGAUUGUUUUCUACUAUCACCAAGACCUCCUUUAGAUACUCAAGAAGAAUAUUUAAGCAUAUGGACGAGAAGUUCUUUUUUCAUUUUCCCUUAGAGCUUAAUGGAGUAGGAUACUCACAUCUUCGGGAACUGAUUGGAGAGCUCUCGCCUAGAAAGGCUUUGUCUAUUGGAGAAAUAAUUUGCAGCAGAUCAGCAGUUCGGCUGUUCUUUCCCUUGAAGAUAGACGACGUGGAGAGAUUUUUCAUUCACAAAGAUGUAGAGGUUAGAAUAGAAUCGGUUAGACAUAUAGAUACCGUAGGAUUGAUGAAGAGAUUUCUUGAAGUUAACCAAUUUAUCUAUAAUCGAAAUAUGGUGAAGUUGUUGUCUAGGUAUUUUCGUAUAUGGCUUGGAAAGAGAGUUAACGAAGAGCAUGAGUUUAAGGUGAUGUAUACUGAGAUUGUAUCACCGAUGCUUCGAAGCAGAAACACAUAUAGAAGACUUCUGGGGGUUCACUUGAUGGACUCACUUAUAGAUAUAGGAGUUGUAGAACCAUCAGGGCAUUCCUGGUUAUUAUUUGAUCCGGACUAUGAGAUAAGAAGUAUCGUAUGCAAAUACAGUGGGUGGAUUCCCUUAAACAUAGAAGAGGCCAGAAUAAGAAUAGAAAGUUAUCAAUCCUAUGAUGUGAAUGGAUGUGUAGAAUACAUCAAGAGUUGCAGGCCAGAAUGGCUUAUUAGCGAUCUGAAGGAUAUUUUGGAUACCUAUGCAAAGGACUUUAUGAGUGGAAAAAAAGGCAUAGAAGAGGUUCCAAUAUAUGGAUUUCUCAGACUGUUUUCAGAGGUAAAGAGUUACAACAUAAAGAUCUAUGUAGACAGGGUUUACGAAUACUGUUUUGGAAAACUCUCCAAUGUUAUUCAUGAACAAGAUGACGAUGGCCUAGUGGUCUAUUGGAAAAAUAUGAAAGAAUGUUGUAACUAUUACUGCUCAUUAGCACUAGAAGGGGACAAGAGUUCGGCAGCCAAACUUGUAAGAACUCUUCUCUAUAUCAAUCAUCUAGGUGUUGUAUUACAGGUGUCUCAAUACCUAAAUAAGGUGCUUAGAAGUGUGGUUUUUCCCCAGGACGAACUACUAGAGAUAGUAGAUCUAUCGUUCAAAAGAAUUCAAAAUUGCAAGAUCUUUUUCAGAAAAAGCGGAGGAAUACCUUUGUUACUUGUACAGAUUCUUAGGAACUAUCCAUCCAUCAUUAAUUAUGUUUUAGAAAGAUUACUCGAAAUGAUUGACAAAGAUGAAAACAAUAUCAAAGUUCAUUGUUUGAACAUUCUUAGCAGGAUUAUCGGGGAUGGAAGUCUCAGCCCAAAAAUACCUCUUCAGACGAUCGAAUUGUUCAAAAUUUCCUUCAGAUGUAGUAGAUCCAGCCUUUGGGCCGUAAGAAAUAUAGGAAUAGAAAUAUUUUCUCAUUUAGUUCGGAAGGUGUUUGAAAGAGGACCUGAAUUUAUUGUUUCCAUAGCCCACAAAGAAUUUCGAAAUCUGUUAUAUGAGGAGCUUAGUUCCUGUAGCCACAAUAAGGAUGACAUUCUAGUGUUUCUUAUACUCCAUUUAUAUGGAAGAGUAAAGAAGCUAGACGAGAGAGAAAUGGAGUUGGUUAGAAGAUUUUCGAGUAGAAGUGACCUGAUAGGAUUAGAGUCUAAGAGUAUUUGCGAAGGAAAGGAAUGCAGGAGACCUCAGUAUCGGGAGACGAGAAUAAAAUUUGAUGACAAAAUGAACGAAGGAGAAAUACUUCUAAGAUUGCUAAUCCUCUUGGACUCGGAGCAACCUGAGGAAAGAAGAAUGGCCGAGUCUUAUAUGAAAGAUGUUUACAAAUUAUCUCUGUAUUCCGAAGAGUAUUUCAGACAUUACAUAGCAAAAAGGAUAUGCAGAAUUGGAUACAAAGAUGUUGCAGUUAAGAAGCUUCAGGAAUAUGGGCUAGGUGUUGAAAAAUCUCAGAGCUGUUUCUUUAAAGAUUCUCCAUCCAAUGAACGCUUUGAUCUGGAAUAUAACAUAUCUCUCAUAGAGAAGUAUAAAAGUCAAAAAUGGUAA